Erythranthe guttata (spotted monkey flower) is the source of this 1637-nucleotide messenger RNA. Its product is annotated as Eukaryotic aspartyl protease family protein. The record is from RefSeq and is a predicted model, not a curated record. Gene Ontology annotation, molecular function: aspartic-type endopeptidase activity. NCBI's taxonomy places the organism in Eukaryota, Viridiplantae, Streptophyta, Magnoliopsida, Lamiales, Phrymaceae. Gene Ontology annotation, biological process: proteolysis.
UUGUCAUGAAUAAUUAAGACUUUAGGUUCUUCACAUGCAUACUAAAAUCUUGUAGCUGUUAUUUUCAAUACUAUCACAAAAUCUGAAUUUUUCCAUCUAUAAAAUCAUUCCACCAUAUUUUCACCAAAGCCAACACUAAAUCUUAUCCCUUCUUAGCAAUAUGGAGCACUCUUCCAUUCUUGCAACACUACUCCUCUUCACCAUUUGCCUCUCUACAUCUUCCAAUGCCGCUAUCCGCGACCCGUGCCCGGUUCCGAAAACGGGUUCGGAUCUAUCCGUAAUCCACAUCUACGGCAAAUGCUCGCCCUUCAACCCGCCAAAGCCCGCAACUUCAUGGGUCAACACGGUCCUCAACAUGGCGUCCAGCGACCCAGAGAGGGUCACCUACUUGUCGAGCCUGGCGGCACAGAAGCCCACGUCGGUCCCCGUCGCCUCCGGCCAGGUCAUCAGCACCGGCAACUACGUCGUCCGGGCCAAGAUCGGGACACCCGGCCAGCUCAUGUUCAUGGUCAUGGACACAAGCAACGACGCCGCGUGGGUCCCGUGCACCGCAUGCAACGGCUGCUCAUCCACCGCGGCCGCAUUCGCGCCAAACACCUCCACCACUUACGGGCCUGUUGACUGCUCAGUCCCAGACUGCACAGCAGUCAGCGGACUCGCGUGCCCCACCGACGGGUCGGGCAACUGCCAGUUCACCCGACCCUACGGUGGGGACUCGAUCUUUUCAGCCACACUCUCGCGCGACACCCUAACGCUGGGCAACGACACCAUCCCUAGCUACGCGUUCGGGUGCGUGAACGCGGUUACGGGCGGGUCGGCCCCGCCCCAGGGUUUACUGGGUCUGGGUCGGGGCUCCAUGUCGUUGUUGUCUCAAACCGGGUCGCUCUACUCGGGCGUAUUCUCGUACUGCUUGCCGAGCUUCAAGUCGUACUACUUCUCCGGCUCGCUCAAGCUCGGCCCACUCGGCCAGCCCAAGAGCAUCAAAACCACACCACUCCUCAAAAACCCGCACCGCCCGUCGCUGUACUACGUAAACCUCAUCGGUAUCAGCGUGGGCCGGGUCAACGUACCCAUUGCACCGGAGCUACUAGCAUUCAACCCGAGUAGCGGUGCGGGUACCGUAAUCGAUUCGGGUACGGUUAUAACCCGGUUCGUUCAGCCAGUUUACAACGCGACCCGUGACGAGUUCAGGAAGCAGUUGGCGGGCCCGUUUAGUACGUUGGGGGCGUUCGACACUUGCUUUGCUGCGACGAAUGAUGAGGUGGCGCCGGUUAUUACGUUGCACUUCGAGGGACUGGAUUUGAAGCUGCCGUUGGAGAAUAGCUUGAUACAUAGUAGCUCGGGUUCUUUGGCUUGUUUGGCUAUGGCGGCUGCGCCGAAUAAUGUGAACUCGGUGCUGAAUGUGAUCGCCAAUUUGCAGCAACAGAAUCUUAGGAUUCUGUUCGACACCGUUAACUCCCGUGUCGGCAUCGCCCGUGAAGUCUGUAAUUAGGCUACUUCCAUCUCUCUCUCUCUCUCUCUCUCUGGAUGUGUACCAUCUUUUUGCCUAUUUGAAUUGUAAUGCAAUGUUUCAUCUGCCAAUUGGCAGUUCAAACAAAUAUUGCUGAUGUAUGAAUUAUGAUGAAUAUUCCAUGAGA